AUGGAGACGGCCAACAGCUACGUGCUGAUCCACGGGAAGAACAUCUCCCACAACGCCCCGGCCGGCCCCGCCGCCGGACCCCACAUGUCCAUCGACAAGUUGUUCCCGGCUCUGCUCGAGUGUUUCGGCAUCAUUCUGUGCGGCUACAUCGCCGGCAGGGCCGACAUCAUCACCGAGAGCCAGGCCAAGGGUUUGGGCAACUUUGUGUCCAAGUUUGCUCUUCCAGCUCUGCUCUUUAAAAACAUGGUUCUGUUGGACUUUGGGAACGUCAUCUGGGCGUUUCUCUGGAGCGUCCUGGUCGCUAAGGUGACGGUGUUCGUGCUGGUGUGUGUGCUCACCCUGAUGGUGGCCAGUCCAGACAGCAGGUACAGUAAGGCUGGUCUGUACGCCAUCUUCGCCACUCAGAGUAAUGACUUCGCUUUGGGAUACCCAAUAGUCGACGCUUUGUACCGCAGCACGUAUCCAGAAUACCUCCAGUACAUCUACCUGGUCGCUCCGGUCUCCCUGAUGCUCCUCAACCCCAUCGGCUUCGCCCUGUGUGAGGUGCAGAGAUGGAGGCAGGCCAGUCAUCCACAGCACGGUACUGCUGGCAUCCUGGGAGUUGUUGUCUUACAGGUGCUGAAGAACCCGAUCGUGUUCAUGGUCCUGGUGGGGAUCAUCUCCCACUUUGCUCUGGGUCAGCGGAUCCCGGCCGUGCUGUCAGAGUUCAUAGACGGUCUGGCCAACUCGUUCGGAGGGGCGGCGUUGUUCUACCUCGGACUCACGAUGGUCGGUCAGCUCAGAAAACUGACCCGAGACACUGGAGUGGCCUUGAUUCUGCUCAUCACAGCCAAACUCCUGGUGAUGCCGCUGGUCUGUAAAGACAUGGUGGACAUCCUGGACGUGGGCGUGAACAGCACCAGCGCCAACCACACCAGUUUGUCCAACUUUGCUUUCCUGUACGGAGUCUUCCCGACGGCGCCCAGCGUGGCCAUCUAUGCAGGACACUAUAACAUGGAGCUGGAGGUGGUAACAUCGGGGAUGGUGAUCAGCACCUUCCUGUCUGCACCCAUCAUGUACGUGUCCGCCUGGUUGUUGACCAUCCCUCUGAUGGACCCGACCCCGCUGGUGACGGAGCUGGAAAACGUCAGCUUCAACAUCAGCAUCGUCAGCCUCGUGGCGCUGGUGUGGACCAUAGCAGUGAUGCUGCUCAGCAGGAAGUUCAACAGACUUCCUCACCUCUUUGUGCUCAACCUCUUCCUGGCUCAGUUCCUGGUGUGUGUCAGCAUGAUCCUGUGGAACUUCCUGGUGAAGCAGGAGGAUAAUCUGGUGGGAAAGAUCCUCACCUUCACUCUGCUCUACGGCUCUCUGUACAGCACCUACAUCUGGACGGGUCUGAUCCCUCUGUGUCUGGCUCUGACGAACAGAGAUGAUCUGCUGAGGCUCAGACCAGGAGUCUUCAUGAUCCUGGGUUGGGGAGUUCCCUUCCUGAUGGUCGGAGGUCUCCUGGUGUCGGGGGAGAGGACUGAAACCAUCGACUCCGCCUUCUUCUACGGCAGAGCUCAGAUCAUCAGCACGGCGGUGGUUCUGGCCGUCAGCCUGGUCCUCGGGGCCGUUUCUCUGAUGGGCCUCAGCCAGGGCGAGAGGGAGCAGAGCGGCUACCAGGCCCUGAGCAGAGCCGCCGUGACGGGCGUCGGCGACGAGCUGAGGGCCCCUGCUGGCCUGGAGGACCCACCACAACAACAACAACAACAACAACAACAGACGCAGGUGGCAAAUUCACCGGCCUGCAGCAUCAACUCAGACCUCCACAGCUUCUCUCCUCUCCAGCCGAUACCUGACAUGAUAGCGAGCACACAGCGGGAGCACACCAACAGCACAGGCCACAGUGGGGCGCUGUGUGACGGCCAGCAGCAGCAGAGUUCUUCCUCCUCUGAGCAGCCGCUGAACCUGCCUCCACCCGGACCUCCAGCCGCCGCCGACGACAAGCAGACCGUGAGACACGUCCUGCUCUGUCUGCUGCUCUUCGUCAGCCUGCUGGCGAACCUGUCCAGCUGUCUGUGGUGGCUGUUCAACAAAGAUCCAGGAAGACUUUACCUGGAGCUGCAGUUCUUCUGCGCUGUGGCCAACUAUGGACAGGGCUUCCUGUCCUUUGGGAUCUUUGGUCUGGACAGACAUCUCAUCAUCUUGCCUUUCAAGAAGAGGUUGCUCAGCUUGUGGCAGGGCCGAGAACCCGAGGACCUGAGUCCUUCAGGGGUACCGGAGGAGGUCCGGCUCACCUGCACUCAGUUCGUCCGCUACCACAAAGACCAGUGCGUCCAAGACAUCGUGCACACUCGCAGCGGCUCAGGGGAGAGUGUGAAUGCUUCGACAGGUGAAUCCUUCCUCUGAUAGCGACAGGUUUGGAGGAGGGCAGGAGGCCGAUGGCGGCGCUUUGAGACAUUCCCCUUCCCGUCAACCCCGACACCUUCCC
Messenger RNA from Stegastes partitus (bicolor damselfish), 2452 nucleotides. RefSeq names its product integral membrane protein GPR155-like. NCBI's taxonomy places the organism in Eukaryota, Metazoa, Chordata, Actinopteri, Pomacentridae. Gene Ontology annotation, cellular component: membrane. The transcript is spliced from 19 exons. Gene Ontology annotation, molecular function: G protein-coupled receptor activity. Gene Ontology annotation, biological process: transmembrane transport; negative regulation of BMP signaling pathway; G protein-coupled receptor signaling pathway. The coding region runs from base 1 to 2370 and encodes 789 amino acids. The record is from RefSeq and is a predicted model, not a curated record.